AUGAAAGUUCUUUACUUCCUUGUUAGCAUCUUGGCUUUGGCAUCAGUUUCCUUUGCUUAUGACCCAAGCCCUCUCCAAGACUUUUGUGUUGCAAUCAAAGACCCUAAAGAUGGUGUAUUUGUGAACGGAAAGUUCUGUAAAGAUCCUGCACUAGUUAAAGCUGAAGAUUUUUUCAAACAUAUUGAACCUGCCAAUCCCGUAAAUGCAUUGGGUUCUCAAGUGACUCCAGUAUUUGUAGACCAACUGUUUGGACUAAACACACUUGGAAUAUCUUUGGCUCGUAUUGAUUUUGCACCUAAAGGUUUAAAUCCACCCCACAUUCAUCCUCGAGCGACUGAGAUCCUUACAGUUCUCGAAGGCACUCUUUAUGUUGGAUUUGUCACUUCCAAUCAAGAUAAAAAUCGUCUUUUCACUAAAGUUCUCAAUAAAGGUGACGUGUUUGUGUUCCCAAUCGGUCUAAUUCACUUUCAACUAAAUGUGGGAUAUGGCAACGCCGUUGCCAUCGCUGGACUUAGCAGUCAAAAUCCAGGAGUUAUCACAAUUGCAAAUGCUUUAUUUAAAUCUGAUCCCCUUAUUUCUGAUGAGGUUCUUACUAAAGCUUUUCAAGUUGAUAAGAGCAUCAUUGACUAUCUUCAAGGGCAGACUUGGUAUGACAACAACUAA
Lathyrus sativus (Indian pea) is the source of this 663-nucleotide messenger RNA. Lineage: Eukaryota; Viridiplantae; Streptophyta; Magnoliopsida; Fabales; Fabaceae. The record is from the annotation of a GenBank genome assembly.